Lactuca sativa (garden lettuce) is the source of this 875-nucleotide messenger RNA. RefSeq names its product CCT motif family protein. Gene Ontology annotation, molecular function: protein binding. Gene Ontology annotation, cellular component: nucleus. The record is from RefSeq and is a predicted model, not a curated record. Lineage: Eukaryota; Viridiplantae; Streptophyta; Magnoliopsida; Asterales; Asteraceae. Gene Ontology annotation, biological process: regulation of DNA-templated transcription.
UAAUAUUCACCCACACCCUCAAUCCUCAUACUCAUGCACAUCAAAGCUUAAGCACCUCCUGCCAAACACACCCACACACACUGAAAAAUGGGGCAAAAUUCUGUGUUUAAGUCUCCAAAGAAAGAAGAACAACUUGUCCCAGAUUCCAUAAUCGAUGAAUAUUUUGAAAGCAACGCUGACAAUCUAUCUGAUUUCGAGGGCAUUUUGGAUAUUAAACAUAAAGAAAUCAAGGAGAAGGUGUUAUGAGUAUCACUUAUGAUGAACUCAAUUGGGAUCAUUUGAUCGAAUGGGAUGAAUUUUCAAUCAAUGAAGUGGAUCAAGAUCAGGCUGUUUGUGAUGGGGAAAAGUCCGCAAAUCGGGAGGGUAGUAUGGUCAAUUUGAUUGGAAACAUAAAGAAAGAAAUUUGGGGAUAUUGGGAAGAAGAAGAAGUCGAUGAUGAUGAAGAUCAAGAGCAUAAUGAGAAGAAAGAGAGUUUAUAUUUAAGCUUGAAUUAUCAAGACGUUAUGGAUGCCUGGUCGAACCGUGGUCCUUGUUGGACGGAUGACUUCGCUCAAUCAACCUCUGACAAUGGCUAUAUAGGAGAGGUACCGGUGAUGGAAGAAGCUCGAACCAAAAGGGAAGCAAGUGUUCUGAAAUAUAAAAAGAAACGUGAAAGUAGACUCUUUUCUAGAAAGAUAAGAUAUCAUGUUCGAAAACUCAAUGCUGAUAAAAGACCAAGACUCAAGGGAAGAUUUGUGGAAAGGGAAUCAUGAGAAGAUACUAAAAGGCGAUGAGAAAAAUAUCUACACAAAAAAAUAUCUUGUCAAAUUGUUUGGUAUUUUAUUUUCUACGUGGCCAUCCUUUGUGUAUUGUCUUUUUCAUAAUUCAUUUAUGUA